This is a messenger RNA of Dendrobium catenatum, 1897 nucleotides long. RefSeq names its product protein ALP1-like. The transcript has a single exon. Bases 184 to 1575 code for a protein of 463 amino acids. The record is from RefSeq and is a predicted model, not a curated record. Lineage: Eukaryota; Viridiplantae; Streptophyta; Magnoliopsida; Asparagales; Orchidaceae.
GGAAAGAAGAAGACAAAUUACGCAAACGAACUAGCCCUUGCACUGCACUCCGCUUCUUCACCGGCCGCCUGCCUUCCCAGCUUCCGUCCCCAUCGACGCCACAGCCUACACCUCGCCGGCAAGGAGCUUGACCUACGCAAAAAUCACUGAACGGAGAUCUACGCCCGCGUUCCUCCUGUAAAGAUGGAUCCCGCCCUGCUGCUGCUUCUCUCCAACCUCCUGCAGCUCCAAUCCCAACUCGACCCGGCCGCCUCUCUACUCUCCUCUCCUCCUUCCUCCCCCUCCUCCCUCCUUUCCUCCUCCUCGUCCCCCAUCCUCUUCUUUGCCCUCACCUCCAUCCUCUCCUACGCAUCCUCGACCUCCUCACCUUCCUUACCUCGCCCCAGCCGCCGCCGCCGCCGCCGCCGUCGUUCUUCUUCUUCAUCGUCACCUUCCCCUCUUCCUCUCCCCCCUCCGCUUUCUUCUUCUUCACUUAUCCUCACCCUCCCUUCCGACCGCAGCAUCUUCUCCAUGGAUCCUUCCGCCCGCGAUGCCCGCUUCCGAUCACUUUACGGCCUUUCCUACCCAGUCUUCGCCUCUCUCCUCGACCAACUGCUCCCUCUCCUUCCCUCCCUCUCCCUCCCGCUUCCUCCUGACCAAACCCUAGCUCUCGCCCUCUCCCGCCUCUCCCGCGGCAUCUCCUCUCGUGCUCUCUCUCGCCUGCUUCAUCGCCCUAUCUCCCCUUCUCUUAUCUCCCGCGUCACUCAUGCCCUAACCCGCCUUCUCUCCACCCGUGUCUACCGCGAUUACGUCAAGCUCCCAUCUCACCAUCGCCUAGUCCAGUCCACCUCUGCCUUCCGCGAUAUCUCUUCCCUUCCCAACCUUGCCGCCACCAUCGCUUCUUCCCCUGUUCGCCUUCGUGAUUCCACCGACCCCUCCCUUCGCUCCCCCUACCGCCCUUUUCCUUCUAUUCUGCUCCAAGUAGUUGCGGAUCACCGCAAGGUCUUCCUCGACGCAUGCGUUCGUGCCCCUGGAUCAUCCGAUCCCGCGUCACAUCUACGAGACUCCUCCCUUUAUGGCCGCCUUUGCCAUUCUGAUGCCUUUCGCGACCCUUCGAUCCAAGUAGGCGGCCACAUCGUCCGCCCUUUCAUAGCUGGUGAUUCAUCCUUUCCACUCCUCCCCUUCCUCAUCACCCCGUUCUCCUCCGUUUCCCCUUCUUCUGAUGCUGCACCAUCUGCAGCCGCCCAGGAGGCCUUUGACGCAGCUCUUGCUAAGGCCAGUGCUGCCUCGGUUGAGCCUGCUGUCGCGCUUCUCAAAGGAAGGUGGAAGAUACUAAGGAACCUCAAUAUAGGGCUGGACCAUGCCGCCCAAACGGUGGUUGCAUGCGUCGUGCUGCACAACUUCUGCCAGAUUGCCGGGGAGCCCGAAGAUGACGGGAAGUACCUGUGGCGAGAUCCGCCAGAGAGCCCACAACCAGCUCGGCCUGUGGAUAAUGAGGGAGCUUUGUACUAUGCAGGGGAGACGGUGAGGCAGGCGCUCGCUGAGGAACUUUUUGAAAGGCAGCAGCACCUCUCAGAUGGGACUCCGUCGAGGUAAUUUUGUACUUGUUUAUAGGCCGUGGCUAUGAUUAGUUUGCAGAGAAGAGGUGAGUGGCGAUUGUUCUUGAACUGAUUUUGGCCAUCUGGGAAUUGAACUAAAGAUUCUUCAUUUGCCUUCCUGCAUUAUAAUCUUGAGGAGGGUUUUAUUUUCAGUUUUUUUUGUUGUUGUUGUAGAAGUGUAGAAUGUUAUUUUUAACGUUGCUGAUACCUUGUAAAAAAUUACGGUAACCCAUGAGUGAAAUUGUAAGAUUAUUUGUGCCCUUCAAAUGAAAUCACUGCUUGCUUCUUAUCAACUCUUGACAUUCAGUUCUUCCUCUUUA